AAGCGGAAAGCGCAUGAAGAAGAAACGGCCAAAAAGAUCUUAAAACAUCAUUGUCUUGGCGAUAAAAUCAGCCAGAGAUUCAGUGUGCUCUGACCGCUCGACUCGAUUAGACAACACAUCUAAGUUCAGCACCAUGGCGGAUGAGAAGAAGAAGGUUAAGAAGAAGAAGACCAAGGAAGAGGGUGGUACUUCCGAAACCGCUUCCGAGGCAGUGUCUGAGGCAGCAACCCCCGCACCUGCUGCAACUCCUGCCCCAGCUUCUGCCACUGGUUCGAAGAGGGCGUCAGGCGGCUCUCGUGGCUCAAAGAAAUCGAAGCGCGCCGGUUCCUCCGUGUUCUCUGUCUUCUCCCAGAAGCAGAUUGCCGAAUUCAAGGAAGCCUUCCAACUCAUGGAUGCCGACAAGGACGGUAUUAUUGGCAAGAACGAUUUGCGCGCCGCCUUCGACUCUGUCGGCAAGAUCGCCAAUGACAAGGAGUUGGACUCCAUGCUGAGCGAAGCGUCCGGUCCAAUUAACUUCACCCAAUUGCUGACCCUGUUCGCCAACCGUAUGGCCACCUCUGGUGCCAACGAUGAAGACGAUGUUGUUAUUGCUGCCUUCAAAACAUUCGAUAACGAUGGUCUCAUCGAUGGUGAUAAAUUCCGCGAAAUGCUCAUGAGCUUCGGUGACAAAUUCACCAUGAAGGAAGUCGAUGAUGCCUUCGAUCAGAUGGUCAUUGAUGACAAGAACCAAAUCGAUACCGCAUCCCUGGUUGAAAUGCUCACCGGCAAGGGUGAAGAGGAGGAAGAGGAAGCCGCCUAAGCAGCAGCAGACCCGUACACAUCCUAACUCUAACUCAGCAUCCAUAUUACAGCCAAAAAAAAAAACUUACAAAAAACUUUUAAAAUCGUCAAAAAAAAAAAUAAACGUAAUUAAAAGAAAUGCUCGUUUUACAUAUGUAAAUUUUAAAUAUUUAUAUAAUCUCUUUUUGUUAACCAAAAACACCAACCAACCAAAAAACAAACAACACCAUUUAAUACUCUUAACUUCUUCAACAAACAAAAAUCGAACUUGGUACAAGGACCAACAUUUAAUCCAAGUGCCAAGUUCCACGUAUCAUUUUAGGGAUACUUUAAUUUCAAAAAUGUCAAAGCGCCAUCUUGACAGCUAGUUUUCUAGUUGAUUUACUAUUAAAUUUUACACGUAAAAUUUAUAAAUAA
Molecule: messenger RNA, 1197 nt
Organism: Drosophila grimshawi
Lineage: Eukaryota; Metazoa; Arthropoda; Insecta; Diptera; Drosophilidae
Gene: Mlc2
Product: myosin regulatory light chain 2
Exons: 3
Coding region: 134-799 (221 amino acids)
Biological process (GO): post-embryonic development; locomotion
Cellular component (GO): myosin II complex; cytoplasm
Molecular function (GO): myosin heavy chain binding; calcium ion binding
Source: RefSeq, a predicted model, not a curated record